AUGGAUAAGGGGAACUUGAACAUAGCUGUUUUUGUUGACCUUAAGAAAGCCUUCGAUACUGUGGACCACACAAUCUUGUUGAAUAAAUUGCAGUAUUACGGCUUUCUUGGUGACGAAUUAAAAUGGAUCCAAUCAUACCUUUCUAAUAGAAGCCAGAAAUGCUUUAUAAAUGGGGUCCUUUUAAAUCCGGGUAUAAUAAAAUGCGGUGUACCACAGGGAUCGAUACUAGGCCCGUUGCUGUUUCUGAUCUUUAUUAAUGAUCUUCCGGGCUGUCUCGCUCAUACAAUACCAAAUAUGUAUGCAGAUGACACUAGCAUCACUAUGGGAAACGAAAAUUUUAACCUUAUGGAAAACAGAAUUAAUGGAGAUCUACAAAAUUUGUGCAUUUGGCUGAGAGCCAAUCAUCUUAGUCUCAAUAUUGUCAAAAGCGAAUACAUGAUCAUUGGCUCAGUCCAACGAAUUAGAAACUUAAGUAGGGAACCUUCUUUAUUCAUAGGAAAUGUUAAACUGAAAAGAGUUAAACACAACAAAAUCCUAGGUGUUACUGUUGACGAAAAUCUUAGCUGGCAUGAGCACAUAAGUAAUACUGUAAAGAAGGUAAAGAGUGGCCUUAGUGUCUUGAGACAAAUUCGUGAUUUUGUUCCAGUAGACGCAUUAAAGAAAGUAUAUUAUGCAAUUAUACAACCGCAUUUCGACUAUUGUUCAUCGGUAUGGGAUAACUGCAAUAAAGGUUUUAAAGAGAAACUUCAGAAAUUACAAAAUCGUGCCUGGGCGGGUUAUCACACGUUCUGGAUAUGAUAUUAGAUCUGCGGAAAUUUUAGAAAAAUUAGGCUGGCUUACGUUGGAACAUAGGUGGCACUUGAAUAAUGCAUUAUUAAUGCAUAAAAUAGCAAAUAAUGAUGCACCUAUGUAUCUAACAUCACAAUUUUCCAGAAGGAAUCAAAUGCAUGACUACAAUGUAAGGGGUAGCCAGGUGAAUUUUUCUCUUCCAAAACCUAGCACAAACUUCAUGAAAAAUAGUUUAACAUACAGUGGAGCGGUCACCUGGAAUUCUCUAAGUGAUGACAUCAAAUCAACCGAGGAUGUCAUUGCUUUCAAAACGAAGGUUUCUAAUAAUAUACGAGAUUCUCUUAGUCUCUAAUGCUUUUAUUGUAUAUAUGUAAUAUAAUCAUUCAUAUUAUCGUAAAAUCUAGUUUACCCUUUGUUUCCCUUUUUCUCGGCAUUUAUAAUUUUAUAUAAUUGUAUAUAUGCACGGCUCUCAGGAAGAGCAUUGUUUGUAAUGAUGAGAUUUCCGUGUUGAAAUAAAGUUUAUACAUACAAUCAUUCUUCGGUAUAUUUCGCGCGGUUGAGUAUUUAUAACAUUACGUCAUCAAAAUCUUGGUUCAAUAAAAUAGUAAGUAAAUUUAGUUUAGUAGGUAAAGUAAGGUUCACAUAGGUAUAGGUAUAGGUUGAAGAUUUUACUAUGAUAUUUUGAUAAGUAUUUUAAGUUGUGAACAUAUUUUAAUAUCGAUCGAUUAAACAGCGAAUCGACUUGACCAGUGCGACAACGCCUUAAAUAAACAAAAUGUGAGAGCUGGAACGAGCUAGCAACGCCAACCCACACUUUUAUAACUCAACGUUGAUUGGCUGGAUACAAAUGACACCACUUGCUAGAUCACGUGUACAAGAUCCCCCAACCGUUACUAUAAAAUGGUGUGCACAACCGAAAUUCGUCAGUGAACGUAGACUUAGUAAAGCUCAAUUGAUGAAAAGCUACUGAAGCUCAAACGAACUAAAAACAACGAAGAAACGAACAGAUCACGAACGGAGAAAGCCAGUUCAAAGCUGAAGAAAGAAGAGAAGUUUGAAGCAGAACUAUUCCAACAUUAUCAUUUAGUGACAAUAAUUAGGAAAGUUGUAACGAUUCACUACACUACCUAAAUAAAGCCUCGUAACACAAAUAAUAAGCCAUCUUGAAUAUCAGUAAUACCACUAUAACCACAAUGCAAAGCGCUACGAAAACGUAAUAAGGGGAUUCUAGUAUUCUACAUAAUAUACAAUAUUUGGUGUUCUUAAUAUUUCAGGUUUUUGAAGGAAUACUCAGAAUAAGUCAUUUGUACAUGCAACUUUGUGAAGUUGGUGAAAUCAACUACCUAACAUGGAAAACAAAAUUUCGGUGCAGUAAAAAUGAAGGCUGUAGAGAAGAGUUGUUAAAGAACAUUGAUGAAACCUGUGAAACAAUGGAAAACGAGUUGAAGCAAUGGAAGGAAUCCAUAGAUGAUAAAAGACAUCAGUGCUAUUCUUUGAACCAUUUUACAAUGAAACAGAUUUUGAAUUUGAGAAAGGAGUUAGCAAAAGCUUGCAUUGGCCAAGUGCCGGUUGACGAACUACCAUUACAGACGUUCAUGCUGCUAGAAACUGUUAACAAGACUAUUGACCCUUUGCUUCUUGCAAAUGUUUUAAGAACCAUGGUACCUGAGAACUUAAUAAAACUCCCAGAGGAAGGUUUUAAAGAUGAACAAAAAUAUUUUGUGAGCGACACAGAAGGUGAGAAAAUUCUGAUGGACAGUGUUGAAGAGGAAAUGGAUGUGAUUCAGCCAAUCAUGGGAAGACGGAAGAAUUCACUUGAAACUCUUACUAGUACAAAAGAGACUCUUGAGAGCAUGUGUAUGACUAUAAAUACUGACCAUUAUUUACUAGCUGCUUUACAAGAUAGCGGUCGGCGUGCGACGGAAGAUGAUCUUAUUACGUGGGUUGUUACUCAUGAAAACGAUGAGGAGGAAACUGUUAAGAUGUUGUAUGAAGAAGCUAAGAAAAACCCAUGCUUGUCAAAUCUGGUGAAAGAUGUAUUUGGCCUGGAAUGCCAGGCUGUAAAUGAUGAGGAAACAUUUUUGUGUAAUACGACUGCAAAUGAGAGGUAAACUUUGUUUCUCUUAACUAUAUCGUUGUUUUUUUUAAACGAGUGAAAUCGUCAGGCAUUAGACGGAGUAUAAAGCAAUAAAGUAGGGCGCAUUGGAAUGCAAUGCUACCUAAUGGGUUAAUAACGGUACUAUAAAAGCUUUAAUUUUAAACAAAUACAAAAAUAAACAUUACAAUUGUAAAUCAAACACAACACUUUGUACAGGAAAUAGAUUAACUGUGAGAAAAAUUCAUGGCUGUCGUAUUCUUAAGUAUAGUUCGCAACAGUAGAAUAUUUAGAAAUUUAUUUUUCAUCAAAUGUUAUAUUGGUGGAAAAACAAUGGGAUCUAAAAUCAACCAGUCAGCUUAAAGCAGCCGUCAAGCAACGGUCACAGAUUGCUUAGAAAUAAAACAAACAUGCCCGCCGCGCUAAAUAAAUAAAAGUUGAGUUCGGGUGAAAAAUAUGGCAAUAAUAUUAUCAUUUUAAGAACACAUUUUAACAACACAGCCAAUCACGUUUAAUUUGGUGUUCCUAGCUAUAUAAUAAUUGUUAAAUAUACAAUUGUUAUAAAUAUACAAUAUACAGGCAUGUUGUAAAACAGGGACUGGACUGGACUGGACUGGACUGGACUGGACUAGACCGGGAAAAUGCCGACUGAGUCCGUGUUUUACAAAUCGCGGACUGAAUUUGUAAAAUACGGACUGCAUGGACUGGACCGGGAAAACGCGGACUGAGUCCGUAGUAAAAGGUGGUAAAAAGAUUAUUUAAUACCGUCGCUUGCAACUAAGGAUGAACGUUCGCAGACAAAACAUUGUCUAUUCUCAUGACAAAGUUCAAUGGGUUUUUUACCGAGAAAGUUCAAUGUUUGAUGAUCAUGGUUGAACGUGAUUGGCUGAUCAGAUUAAAACCUGUCAAGAGCUCUUGACAAACAUCGAAGAUUCUCACGCAAAUAGGCAAUGUUUUUAUGAACGACCACUUAUCCUUAGUUGCAAGCGACGGUACCCGGACUCAAUACAGCACAGCACAGCAACAAAGCACAGUACAGUACUGACUCAGUCGUGAGAGUUUUGGCGGGAAAUGCGGAUAACAGAUCGGCAAAGGAAUAAUCAUUCCUGGAGCUAAGGUUGGUAUAAAUUACUAUUAUUUAUUUAUUGUUUUCAAUAAACAGAUGAACAGCGUUCAAUCUUAGGAACACGCUCAGUCAUGUGAGACUUUGUGCCACUAUUGUCGAGGAAACUUGUGCGUAUAUAUCAAACGUGGCCGUUUCAUAUUAAUGAAAAUAGCUGUAUUCUAUAGAUAUAACUAUUAUAGCAGAUACCAUUUAGUGUUAAUCGUAAUUAGAUGAAACCAUUCUUGAUUAAAUUCAUUUUACAAUGUUACGGUUACGGUUUUGAUUUACGAUCCCACCAAAUAUCAAAUAGAGCUAAUGUUUAUUUUGUGUUCGUGACGAAGAGGGCGUAUUAAAAUGGUUGCUAUAAAUUUGCGAGAAAUAUGAAAUAAAUACUAGGCUAUAAUGUAAUUUAUAUGCACAACACUACCUUUGAUGCUUUUUUUAUUUUUAAUUUGCCCAAUUUUUUUACACAAAUUUUAAUUAAUAUAUUUACAUGUUUAUUAUCUAUAGGCUAGGGGCCUAGGUAGGUAGGUAGUUAGGUAGGUAGGUAGGUAGGUAGGUAAAACUUUAUUUAAACACGCUAACCCCUUCAAUACAAAUUGAUUUCCAAGGGGGGGCGUGGUGAAAAAAUUUAAAACACAUAAUAAACAACAAGACACGUAUAUACAAAGUUAAAUAUUUACAAACUAGUAGAUCGUGACAGGCUAGUUGCACAUAAAAGCGAGUUAAAAAUUCCUAGGCUUUCCGCGUUUCUAACUUCAAUAGGUAAAUCGUUCCACAAUUCAACACCAUUGAAACUUAUACUCUUUUUUAAAUAUUCCGUUUUAGGAAAAGGAAGAUUGAGCUUCAUGUCAGAAUUACGUAAAUUGUAGUCAUGAGAUCUGACAACUGAAGCACUAGAAAAUAUUUCAGUAAGCGCAGUGUAGGUGCAAAACCAUGAAUAAUCUUAUAUUUCAGUAUAAUCAAAUAUUUCAGUAAGGUGCAAAACCAUGAAUAAUCUUAUACAUGAGUCUGGCUUUAGAUUCAAAUCGACGUUCCUUAAGUGUUUUGCACCCGAGCGCAGUCAAAGCAGCUUCUGAGCAUCCGUGCUCAUUUGGGUAACCCAUAAUUAUUCUUGCUGCCCGAUUUUGAAGAGUCUGCAAUUUAUCAGAUAAAACACUGCCAAUCGGAUCCCACACCUCGCAACAAUAAUCAAACUAUGUUUGAACUAAAGCGUUGUAGACAGAAAUAAGAGUAUUUCUGCAUACAAACGGUUUUAGCCUAGAAAUCGCUCCAAUGCCACUAGAAAUUUUCUUUGUCAAUUUUUCAAUAUAAAAAUCCCAAGAGAGAAAUUGGUCAAUAUGAAUUCCUAGAGACUCAGUCACUAUCACUCGGUUCAAAAGUUUACCAUCAACAGAAAUACAAGGAUUAUCAACAAGAUUAUUGAUGCUGUGUCUGGAUCCUAUUAGCAUAUAUUCCGUUUUGCUAAGGUUCAAACAAAGCUUAUUAGCCAUUAGCCAAUCGUUAACAUUAUUUAAAUCAUGAUUCAAAGCAGACGAAAUUUCAUGUGUGGAUUUGCCACACACAGUGAGCGUCGUAUCAUCUGCAAACAUCCUCGGUGUACAGUAUUUUAAACAAUUAGGCAGAUCGUUAAUAUACACUAAAAGGAAUAGUGGCCCCAAAAUUGAUCCCUGAGAAAUUCCACACUUAAUCGGUUUAGAGUGAGAUAAUGUACCAUUUAUAAAGCAUUUUUGUGACCGAUUUGUUAGGUAUGAUUCAAGUAACCUCAAUGAAUGCCGUUUUACCCCAUACAUAUUUAGCUUUUCAAUCAAGAUUUCAUGAUCAAUGGUAUCAAAAGCUUUUUUAAGAUCUAAAAAAGCAACAAUAUUAAGCAAACCUUUAUCCAUAUUUGAAUACCAUUGAUUAGUGCUAUCAAGAAGAGCCGUAGUUGUAGAGUGAUAUCGUCUGAAACCGAAUUGACAUUUCGAAAGUAUGCUAGCAUUGGAUAAAUAGCCAUGUAGUUGCUCAUAAAGUAUACUUUCAAAGGCCUUGUUGAUAGAUGGAAGGAUAGAGAUUGGGCGAUAAUUAUCCAACAAAUUUUUGGGACCUUUCUUAUGAAGAGGUAUAACCUUGGCUACCGUCCAAUCGCGAGGAAAGACCCCAUUCUGGAUGAUUUACUGAUGUAUGAACUAAAGUGAGUAUUUCCAGAAUCAACGGAAUUUGCAAUUUUGUCUCCGAUAGUAGAAAAAUAUUCAUUGAAAGUCUCAGCUAUUUCAUUAGAACCAGAAAUAAUGUUAUCAUUUUGUCUAAUGCUAGAUAUAGAGGAUUAAUUAUGGCCUCGCCCAAGGAUUCGAUUUAUAGUUUGCCAACUUUCUUUCGGAUUGUGUUUGUAUUUAUAAAGCAAAUUACUAUAAUAUAAUUGCUUAUCCUUUUGUAAAGUGCAUGAAACAACGUUUCUGGCCGUCUUGUAUGCAUUCCAAUCUAAAGUGGAAUUGGAUUUUAUUGCCUUCAAUUUAAGUUUAUCCCUUUCAAACAUUAAUUUUUUAGAAUUUUUAUUCAACCAAGGGAUAUUACUUCGGGUUCUUACUCUUUUCAUCCUAAGAGGGGCAUGCACAUCAAGAACUGCCAGAAACAAAGUUUUCCACAAACACCAUUUAGAGUCUACGUCAUCCUCACUGUCUAAAAGAUCCCAUGGCUGAGAUAAAAGAUCUUCUUGAAAUUUGCUGGGAUUGAAAUGUUUAAAAUUUCUAAUUUCAACAGUCUGAUGGGCUCUUACCCUUUUUUCCAUAUUAAUUUUGCGAACAACAAAUAUUAAGUUGUGAUCGCUAAUUCCGAUUGGAAAUACAUCCGAAUAUAUAAUUUUCUCAGGGAGUGAGGAGAUACAGACAUCCAAUAAGGAGCUUGUGGUUUGAGUUACACGAGUAGGUUUAACGAUUAAUUGGGAAAGUUGAUAGACAUUCAAAAAAUCAUUUAGUUUUUUGGAUGCCGAAUUCAACGAAUCUAACAUAUUGCAGUUUAAAUCACCAACCACAAUAAUUUCUUUACCUUCACUAUCAAGUUUAUCAAUAAAGGAUUCUAUCAUAGAAAAAUACUGAGAGCUUGCACUAGGAGAUCUAUAUAUACUAGCAACAAUGAAUGGUUGACUGUUUGGUUUGUAAAUUUCAACACAGACUGCUUCAAGAGUAGCAGGGAUUGAAUCAUUUCGAUUAAGAUAGUUUAAAUUACUUCUAAUAUAUAGGCAAACACCACCACCUUGCAUAGAAAACAUUAAAAUGCUUUUGAUUAAGACCUAGUUACAUCAUUUAAGGAUAUUUUAAAUUACUUUAAUGCUUUGAUGGUCUGCGAGAGUUUUAACACAAUAUUUCAUAUUUCUCGCAAAAUUUACAGCAACAUUUUAAUACGCCCUCUUCGCCACGAACAGAAAAUAAACAAAUUAACUCUAUCUGAUAUUUGUUGGGAUCGUAAAUCAAAACCGUAACCGUACCAUUGUAUAAAAUGAAUGUAAUCAAGAAUGGUUUCGUCUAAUAGCUAAACAUGCAUGGACUGAGUCCGCGUUUUGCAAAUCUCAGUUCGCGAUUUUCCGGUCCAGUCCAGUCCAUGCAGUCCGUGUUUUACAAAUUCAGUCCUGGAUUUGUAAAACACGGACUCAGUCCGCGUUUUGCCGGUCCAGUCCAGUCUGUGUUUUACAACAUGCCCAAUAAACAAUUGUUAAAUCUACAAUUGCUAAAUCUACAAUUGUUAUAAAUAUACAAUAUACAAUUGUGAAAUCUACAAUUGUUGAAUAUGCAAUAUACUACAAUUGGUAACCAUACAAUUGUUAAAUAUACAUGUUAAAUAUACAAUUUUUAAAUAUACAAUAUACAAUAUACAAUAUACAAUAUACAAACUAUACAAACUAUACAAACUAUACAAACUAUUAAUACAAUAUAGGCUACAAAUUAUACAAUCUACAAUAUACAAACAGCAUACAGUAAACAAUAUAUGUACAAACUAUAACAACAUACAACAUACAGCUAUUUCAAUUAAGGUUGUUCCCCGAGCAAAGCGGAAAAGUUGAAUACGAGCGCGAAAGGCUGCUGGGAAUCGCUAAUAAAUUGAUUCAUGCAUACAGUAUGCAUACAGUAUGCAGUGUCAAUGUUGACAUACAUAUUCAUUUUGUCUAUAGGGAAAUUGAAAGGACAAUUGUCCUAGAACCGUACGUGAAUAACAAGGAAGAUACUUAUCUCACGCUGGGAGUUCUGGCUGCAAUUUUGGAUAGACUUUCAGAAUCUGGUAGAGUAUUCAUUUUAGGCGGUAUACAUUCGAUAAACCUUGAAGAUGGCAGUUAUAUGUGAUGGUUGAACUAUAAAACCACACCGGUGUUUUUUAGUUUUUUUAUAAAGUUUUAAUAACAAUAUGUGCAUUUGAUCAAUUUAAUUUAUUUGCAUUGUGCAUGUUUGAUAUAGACGUUAUACAGGCUAUAUGAAAAACUAUUAACACCUUAUAAAACUAUUUAGGUCUCACACUACAUAUUUUAAAGCUUGCCCUUUUUCUCUUUAAAAUAAAGAUGAUAUAUGUACCAUUGGAACAAAAAAUUCCAGAACUCUCCCUAGCUGCCUUUUGAGAUGCCGUUUAAAAUAAUGCAAUUUUGCUGUUAUUUCAUAGUCACGUUUUCAUAGUAAGGGAAAUAUGGAAAGCAUAUAUAGUGCAUGGGUAGAAAUGUUUUGAUGAACCAUUUCCAAAAUGCUUCGAUCUUCUAGUUUAGUGCCAACCUAUUCACAUUUUUAAAAAUUUCGAUUUGUUAUUGUAUCUCAAAAUUUUAAUUCUUCUUUCUCAGUUGGUUGAAAUAAUAUUUUCCGUGAACCAAUCAUUCAAAUAUAAAAAGCAACCCAUCAUUGGAAAGCUGAAUGGCUAGAUUUUAAAUUGAAUGCAAACAUCAACAUUUUACUCCAAUCAUUUCCAAGAUUUACUUUCAAUCCAGGAUUCGACCGUUUUUUAUACACUCUGGUUAUAAUGUACGUUGUAUGUAAAAUUAACAAGCAUACAAUAUUUUUCAAAACAAACAGAACAAAAGGGUCUUUACUAAAGGAGCUAGAAUAUUCUAGCUCCUUUAGUAAAGACUCUUUUGUUGUUAAAAUUAUAUGCCGACUUUCAUACUUUCUGUCAGUGGAGGAACACAAUCUAUUGGUUAUGAAUUUUCGUAUUUUGUUAUACUUCAAUUGCUUUCAAUGACGACCAUUUUCUUUAUUUCCAUAGAAUCGGAGUAUAUUCGACGGAAGAUACCACCAGUAUUAAAAGAAGGUGAACCUAACUUAUUACUUGUUCCAAAAGG
Molecule: messenger RNA, 9279 nt
Organism: Paramuricea clavata
Lineage: Eukaryota; Metazoa; Cnidaria; Anthozoa; Malacalcyonacea; Plexauridae
Source: the annotation of a GenBank genome assembly